Messenger RNA from Cantharellus anzutake, 604 nucleotides. RefSeq lists its product as uncharacterized. Lineage: Eukaryota; Fungi; Basidiomycota; Agaricomycetes; Cantharellales; Hydnaceae. Gene Ontology annotation, biological process: post-translational protein targeting to membrane, translocation; protein targeting. Gene Ontology annotation, cellular component: membrane; Ssh1 translocon complex. The record is from RefSeq and is a predicted model, not a curated record. The transcript has 3 exons. Gene Ontology annotation, molecular function: transmembrane protein transporter activity. Bases 1 to 189 code for a protein of 62 amino acids.
AUGUCCGACAAAGCAAAGGAGCUUGCUGAAAUACCAAAACAGUGGUAUAAGGAGGGUACUUUGUUCAUCAGACGGUGUGCCAAGCCAUCGCGGAAAGAGUUUGCGCAAAUUUGCAAGGCCGUUGCUAUCGGUUUCGCUGUCAUGGGAUUCUUAGGCUACUUCGUGAAGCUAAUACACAUCCCAAUGUAAGUGUUUUCGGCUACGAAAUGUUACCCUUCCCCCCUUACCUUUUUCGCUCACGCAAAUAUUCCUUUGCUCUCGCAUGCAGUAAUAACAUCUUGGUGUACGUGUCCACUUUUGAACUACAUUCUCCUUUUUCUUGCCCCGGCUGAACCAUUUCCUUUUUCAGUGGAGGCGCAUAAUACUCCUUUCCCUUUCCUCUCUAUUUGUUCACUGGGUCGUGUUUGUGAAAUACGUCUUAAUGUUCCCGAAUAAUACUGCUGAGCUUCCGUGGAAGGUCACCGCUCAUUCCUCAACCCGAGAGUUACAUCACUUGUUGUAUCCCCGCUCGCCUGAGGAGAAAUCCUCGCCCAGCAUUCUUUGAUUUUAUUCCUCAUCUCCAAGCUCACUGAGACCCAAAGUCCAAUGCUGCGCAUAUCAGGCG